UCUUCUCACGGAUUAAAAAAACUGCCGCCCGCCACGAGCAUGCGCAUUUUGCGCAACUAUGACGCAAACCAUGCCUCGACUUGAGGGGCAUCUAAACAGCUAAACAUGGCCCUGUUCACAUACAGCAGACUGUCACAUUUACUGACAAUAUCCGUUUAUAAAUCUUCGGUUUUACGAACGGGGAGCGAACUAAAACAUGGAGCUACGUGCUGUGUGCAGUUUCAACGCUGCCAGAGGUCAGUGGACAGUAAGGCAUUGCAGGAGAGGCAGAGGCAGCAGAUGGCCCGAGGUCUUCCAAAACAGAAGCCCAUCCCAGGGGUCAAGCAAGUCAUUGUCGUGGCUUCAGGAAAGGGUGGUGUUGGGAAGUCCACUACUGCAGUGAAUUUGGCUCUAGGAUUAAUGGCCAAUGACAUGUCAAAGUCUGUGGGUCUGUUGGAUGCCGAUGUGUUCGGUCCAUCGAUUCCCAAACUUAUGAACCUGAAAGGAAACCCAGAGCUCAGUGACAAUAAUCGGAUGAUCCCCCUCACCAACUAUGGGGUUCCAUGCAUGUCUAUGGGUUUUCUGGUUGAUGAUGUGGCUCCGAUAGUGUGGCGGGGGCUUAUGGUGAUGUCUGCUAUAGAGAAACUGCUCAGACAGGUGGACUGGGGGUCAUUGGACUAUUUGGUAGUGGACAUGCCUCCUGGGACUGGAGACGUCCAGCUGUCGAUCACCCAGAACAUCCCCAUAGCAGGUGCGGUUAUUGUGUCCACGCCGCAGGACAUCGCUCUGCUGGAUGCUCGCAGAGGAGCUGAGAUGUUUAAGAAAGUGAACGUGCCGGUUCUGGGUCUGGUUCAGAACAUGAGCGUCUUCCAGUGUCCCAAAUGCAAUCAUGAGACCCACAUCUUCGGCUCUGAUGGGGCCCGACAGCUUGCAGACACUUUGGGAGUCACAUUUUUAGGUGACAUCCCUCUUCACAUAACCAUCAGAGAGACAUCAGACAGAGGACAGCCAGUGGUCAUCUCUUCUCCCAACAGCCCUGAGGCAGCAGCAUACAGGAAGGUGGCGUCUGCUGUGGUCCAGAGACUACAGAAAGUCAGUAGCUGACAGACAGCUUCAAGAUGAAGUCAGCUGGGUGACACAUGAAGACGUUGAAUGACAUGUAUGCAGAACACAGACUAACGCACAAAGUCAUCUGCUGUCCUAACGCACAAAAGAAUGUCGAUUCGUGUCCAUGUUGUAACAGUAUUUUUAUUGUGUGUCCAUGUAGUUCUCUGACAGCAUUUCAUAAAAUGGUCAGCUACACAACCCUAGUCUUAACCCUUUCUGAUCUACUUGCAUGCUGGUGGCCAUAAAUAGCAGCACAUUAGCUGGAUGCCAGUAAAGUAAAGACAGUAAUAUAAUAAUUCCUUUGUCUUGUUUUCUUUUUCUUUUCCUGCAGACUAAAGUGUUGUAUAUUAUUGUAUUAGAUAAUUGUCUGCAUCAUGAUAUAAACAGUGAUUUAACAGUCAA
Molecule: messenger RNA, 1488 nt
Organism: Pelmatolapia mariae (spotted tilapia)
Lineage: Eukaryota; Metazoa; Chordata; Actinopteri; Cichliformes; Cichlidae
Gene: nubpl
Product: nucleotide binding protein-like
Exons: 11
Coding region: 106-1083 (325 amino acids)
Biological process (GO): mitochondrial respiratory chain complex I assembly; iron-sulfur cluster assembly
Cellular component (GO): mitochondrion
Molecular function (GO): 4 iron, 4 sulfur cluster binding; ATP-dependent FeS chaperone activity; ATP binding
Source: RefSeq, a predicted model, not a curated record